AUGCUGGGUGCCACGCUCCUGCUGCUGGCCCUGCUCCCCGGGGCCGCCACCUUGCCCAGCGGACCGCCUGCACGACCUGCUCCGUGUCACCCUUUCUCCCCGCCAGCGCCCCCAUUCCCCGCGGCGCCCGGGCCCUGGCUGCGCCGACCCCUUUUCAGUCUGGAGCUGUCGGACGCGGAGGACGCCUUCCCGCGCCGCGCGGGGCCGCUCGAGGUCCCGGCCGACAGCCGCGUGUUCGUGCAGGCGGCCCUGGCCCAUCCGUCUCCGCGCUGGGGCCUGGUCCUGCACCGCUGCUCGGUGACACCGUCCUCGCGCCCGGCCCCGGGGCCCGCCCUGGAGCUGCUGCGCGGGGGCUGCCCCGCCGACUCCUCGGUCGUCCUCCCACCGCCGCCGCCGCGCCCGGGUGCUGCCGGGCCCGCGCGCUUCAGCUUCCGCCUGCGCCCGGUCUUCAACGCCUCGGUGCAGUUCCUGCACUGCCAGCUGAGCCGCUGCCGCCGCCUCCGGGGAGCCCGCCGGACACCUGCGCCUCUGACGCUGCCACCGCCAUCGCUGUGUCUGCCUCAGGAUGAGGCGUGCGCGGGCGCCGGCAGCGACGAGAGCCUGGGUGCCGACAGCGCCCACCUGCACACGCUGACGCAGCCCAUCGUGGUCACAGUGCCGCGGCCACCCCCCAGGCCAUCCAAGGGCGUCCCCGGCAGAGCCGUGCGCCCCGAGCCUCCCGACCCGGCCCCGGCGGCCCUGGAGCCUGCGCCCGUGGUGGCGCUGGUGUUGGCUGCCUUCGUGCUGGGCGCCGCGCUGGCCGCCGGGCUCGGCCUCGUCUGUGCGCAUUCAGCGCCCCCAACCCCCGGUCCGGCCCCGAGGGACUCGCCCAGCGGCCCCCAGCCCAGGAGGCCCCAGUGAGGCAGACUGACGGAGGAGGCCAGUGAUCCGCUGGGAAGGGGGUGGCCUGUGUUGUGUCCUUUCCUUCGCUCAGCCCGGGUAGCCCCUCCGCAGGGAUGGCGCACCCCCAGCAAGGUCCCGAGACACACCAGCCACGGCCUCGAACCAGGCCCGCCAGGACUGCACCGGCCGCGGCCGACCUCGGACCCGACGGGACCACUGUCUCUGCUCCGAACCCUCCCGCCCCCGCUGCGC
Messenger RNA from Zalophus californianus (California sea lion), 1134 nucleotides. RefSeq names its product transforming growth factor beta receptor 3 like (gene TGFBR3L). NCBI's taxonomy places the organism in Eukaryota, Metazoa, Chordata, Mammalia, Carnivora, Otariidae. Bases 1 to 900 code for a protein of 299 amino acids. The transcript is spliced from 7 exons. The record is from RefSeq and is a predicted model, not a curated record.